AUUGCUCUUACCCCGCAAACCUUGUCUCCCGUUCUUCACCCAGUAGUCCUCCUUUUCCUCUUUUAGAUCCCUGGUGGGUCAACGCGAUCAACGUCACCGCCACAAAUCACAAUGGCCUCAAGUGGGGUCCAAUUUAUGUGAUGAAGAGUCUAGCUGGCUGGCUGCUCUCGAUUGGCAGAGGGGCUCAAACUAAUAACAGAUCGCGCUGGUUAGCGGACUGCCAACGCGGAAUGGCAUUCCACUCUGCUGCCUUGGCCUUCCUCUACGGUCGUCUAAAGGUAUAACUGCGGAAUGGACUCCCAUCUACCCCAGUCUAGACCUGUGCGACCAUUUAUUUAAAGAGGGGCUUGUCCUCUUGGCCCAUCACGGUUCGAUGGUGGUUCUUCACAUUCUAGCUACACUCAUUCAACCAUCAUCCCACCGGUUUCAGACGGUCCGCAGCAUGGCGGACUUCUAUGACUACAUCAUCUGCGGGGGCGGCACCUCAGGGUGCGUUGUGGCUGGACGCCUGGCUGAGAACCCACACGUAAGGAUCCUGGUCGUCGAAGCAGGACAGCAUCAUAAGGACCUCGAGAAUGUUCAUAUGGUUGCCGGUUGGAAUAAUCUUUUCGACGACAAGACGGAUUGGAACAUUGUCACUUCGCCGAUGUCCGGCGUCAACAAUCGUCAAGUCAAGCUCAGCAGAGGCAAGUUUCUGGGUGGCUGCAGUGGUUGCAACGGGACGCUUUGUAUACGCGGCAGCAAGCAGGAUUACGAUGACUGGGGCCUGGAGGGUUGGAGCGGAGAGGAAUUUUUCAAAUAUAUGCAAAAGGCCGAAACAUUCCACAGCAAGCCUUGGUUUAAGUCUGCUGAUCGAUUUCACGGGCAAUCGGGUCCUCUCCACGUCGAACCACAUGAUCUCGCCCCGAUUUCUGAGCUCAUAAUGGACUCUUUCGUCUCUCAGGGCCUUCCACUGGACCAUGACAUGUUCACAACUGGUGAGACACCCCAUGGCUGUGGUCAUGUACCACGGACAGUAUACAAUGGCCUUCGCACGACUAGCGGAGAUUUUGUUACAAACGGGUACCACCGCAGCAAUAUCACAAUAAUGACAGAUACUACUGUGGAUAGGAUACUCUUCAAGAGGACCCCUAACGGGCUGAAGGCGGACGGUGUUGUGGUGGUGACAGCGAAUGGGCAACAAUCGUUAUUCGCGAAGAGGGAGGUAGUCAUUAGCAGUGGUGCUUAUUGCAGCCCUACAAUUCUCAUGAGAUCUGGGCUUGGUCCGAAGGAGGAGCUGCGGAGAAACGGUAUUGAAUGCUUAAUCGACCUACCUGGCGUUGGACAAAACCUUCUGGAUCAUCUGAUUGUCUUCAUGUUCUAUGAGACAGAGAAACCCGGUCUAACUAACGAUCAUCUCGUUUACCACGAUGGAAAUUUCGACAAAACCUAUGCACUUUGGAAAGACAAAAAGGAGGGGUUUCUUUCGACUUUCCCCUUUGGCUCCUUCGCCUUUGCGCGCUUAGACGAUCGUCUGAAGGAUGAGCCAUUGUGGAAGAAUGCGCCACGGAAACCAGGCCGCGAUCCUAUGGGACUAACGCCUAAACAGCCGAAUGUUGAGUUCUUCACCACGGAAUGCUAUGGUGGUCCUAAGCAAUUUGAUCAGUUUCCUAUUGAUCGUAAACACGCAUUUUCGAUUAUCGCAGAGUUAUUCUCGCCUAAGUCCCGUGGAAGCGUCACCCUGAAAUCUAAGAACCCCCUGGAGAACCCUGUGGUGGACUGCAAUUACUUUGCCGAUCCGCUGGACCUCCUCGUGAUGACUGAGGCGUGCAGGUUCGCCAACGAAAUCAUCACCAAGGGUGCUGGGACGAAGGACAUUGUGAAAGGAUCUUGGCCGCCUCAUUUGAUGCACCACACCUAUACGAAGAGGGAAGAGUGGGUUCAUUAUGUGAAGGAACAUGCGACAACAUGCUACCACGCUGCGGGUACCUGUGCAAUGGGUUCCGACGGUGAUCCUCGCGCUGUCCUUGACAACAAGUUGCGCGUAAGAGGAGUCAUUGGGCUCCGUGUCGCAGACUGCAGUGUCAUGCCCACGUUGCAUGGAGGACAUACCCAGAUGCCUGCUUAUGGGAUUGGCGAGAAGUGCGCCGACCUUAUCAAAGAGACGUGGUCAUCACAGGUUAUGAACGUGGCGAAGUUAUGAGGUCUGGCAUCAAUUUGAUAAUGAAUGACGAAUUGACAUUUGCAAUUGUAACAUGCGCGCAGUUACACGACUCACUAUGAAUGAUGGUAUUUUGUGGGUGUACUUACAUUUGGCAUAGCUCUCUCAACUCUGCAAAUAUAAUAGCUGUUUAUAUGGACCUGUC
Molecule: messenger RNA, 2345 nt
Organism: Aspergillus sclerotioniger CBS 115572
Lineage: Eukaryota; Fungi; Ascomycota; Eurotiomycetes; Eurotiales; Aspergillaceae
Product: GMC family oxidoreductase
Exons: 6
Coding region: 443-2182 (579 amino acids)
Molecular function (GO): flavin adenine dinucleotide binding; oxidoreductase activity, acting on CH-OH group of donors
Source: RefSeq, a predicted model, not a curated record